AUGUUUUCACCUGAGAAUGUAAUGGAUCCUAAACCCCAGCCUGAUGAACUCAAGCAUCUUACAACUAUUGAACAACAACUUAUAUGUAGGAUAUCACCAUGUAUUAAUGUACACAUGCUCAAACAUGGGGGAAUUGCAUCUAGUGGUCAUUGUGUUACAUUUCCACAAGAACUUAAUGAACCUGCCCAAAUAUUUCCAAGGUUGCCAAAUGAAAUAAAUAUACUUAAAGUUAGAAAAUUAGGCUUAAAUCAUUCCAGCAAAGAAUUCAGGGUACGGCGGAAAAAAAUCCAACUUGCUCUUGAAUGGUUAAAGAACAAUAAUCCUGCAUAUGCAGACAUCAAAAUUUGUAAAGAGAGAUUAAGUCUUUUACCUGAAGACGGAGAACUUACAGAUAUACCAACUGCAGAAUAUAAUUCAUCGGUUUCUCAUUUGAAUGACCUUGGGCCUGCUCCUGAUCAAAUACAACCUGGAGAGAUUGAUGGUGAAACUGCAUCUUCUGUUCUUCUGCCAGAUGUACCAAUCAAUUUACAAGAAAAAGUUACCAAUAUAGUCAAAGAUGUUGUUGGUGAAAGUCAUGGGGAGGUUACAGUGAACAAAAAGGGCACUGUAACAAUUCCAUGGCCAACACGCGACAACAAUCCUUUGUCUGAAUUUACAACACAGUACUUUUUUACAUUAGCAUUCCCUUGUCUUUUUCCAUACGCGACAGGGGAUUUUCACAUUAAUCGUCCUGUAACAUGUACAUCAUUAGCAAACUGGGCUGACCAUUUACUCUGGUAUGAAGACGGAAGAUUUGCAAGUCAUCAUUAUUUUAAAUUUGUAGUACAUAAUAUGAUUAUGAGAAAAGCAGCAAUUGAAAAGGGUAACUUUAUUAUAAGGCAACAAUUAGGAGAUCAGCAUUUUUCAAUUGAAGACCUUCGUAAUAAAAUACAAAAUGGGGAUUAUUCUUUAUCAAACAAAAUAGUAUAUUUAAGUGCAACACUCCGUGGCACAAGUCAAUACUGGGCACAGCGUGCAAAAGAACUUCGUUCUCUGUCACAAUAUCAGAUUAGUAAAGGCCAUGGUUUACCAUCUUUUUUCACAACUGGUAGUUGUGCAGAGUACCACUUUAAACCACUCAAAAGAUUGUUACAAAUGUAUAAAAAGGACGCAACUGGUGAAGAAAUAAAUCUAAAUGAUCCUGCUUUACUUUUUGAGACAUUGCAGCAGAACACCCAUAUAGUAGCUCAUUACUUUGAUUUACGUACAACUUCUUAUUUUCGCGAGGUUAUGGGACCUGUCUUUGGUGUCGACACUUAUUGGUACCGCCAAGAGUUUGCAAAAUCUCGAGGCAUGAUUCAUUGGCAUGGUCUUUGCUGGCGAUCAGACAGAGAACCACAUAAUUUAAUACAUGAAGCUUUGAAAGCAGGUCUGUCUGAUGAUCAAUGUGCUGUUGAAAUAGAAAAUUGGGCAAAAAUACAGUUAGGAAUGACUGCCAGUCACCCUGCCGGCAAAGAUGAUAAUGGACAGCCAAGAAAAGACCUUUGGCCACCCCCUGAAGGUACAGCCCCAGCUCCGUUGGAGAGCAAAAAUCCUCUUGUAAAAUUGUUAAUGGAUGUAAGCCAGUCACAAGAAUCACUACUUGAGGAUAAAAAUGGAUCUCUACGUAUUGAAAUGACAAGAGACCAUCCAAUGCUUGUACAACAUUCUAGGUAUCAUACACAAGGCUGGAGAGCUAAUGGUGACAUUUCAUUGGUUCUUUCUAAAAGUCCACCAGAUAACCCUUCAGUAGAUGAAAUAAUUGCUACAGAAAAAUAUAUUACUGGUUAUGCAUGUAAAGGCAAUCAGCCAACAGGUGCUAUUUCAGAUCUUUUUAAUGAUAUGGUACACACUUCAGAUGAGUCUAGUGGAUCCAAUGCCAAGUCCAUCUGCACCAAGGUUUUGAUAAAUACCGUAAAAAGAGACGUUUCAUCUGUUGAAGUUUCGUUCGAACUAUCGUCACUUCCUUUGUAUAGAAGUAGUCAUACAUUUAAAUCUGUCAGUUUAUCAGGUGCUCGUGUCCUUGAAAAGGAUGGCCAAGCAAUUUCAAGAAACAAUGCUCUUGACAAAUAUCUGUUUAGAGAUAAAAACAAAAAUGUAUCUUUUUAUGAAUUUGUCUGUGAAGGUGGUAAAGUUCCUGUUUUCUCAGGCUGUACAAUCAAUGCAACUUGGCCACUGGAAGAAGAGUACUGUAGAACAAUGCUUUUUCUCCACUGGCCAAGUUGGCGACACAUUUCCGAUAUCAAAGAUGAAAAUUUAACAUGGUGUCAAAAAAUGAGUCAGUUCUUGUGUAGUGACAAAUGCCCAAAUUUUGUUAAAGCUGAUGUAGAAAGGGCUAAACGCAAACAAUGUCCAAUUAAUGACAAUGAAAGUGAUGAUGAAUUAUCUAUUUGUUCCCAACAGCCUGACUGGAUGGAGGCUAUUAGACCAAAUUUUGAAUUUGAAAGUCCAGUAACAGAUUUCAAUUAUGAUGAUGGAGGUGAUUCUUUUUAUUGGAGUAAAACAAAAUGUCAAUAUCCUGAUGAUCUUGGUAAUUCCUGGAUACAAAAUUUGACCGAUCAAUUAGAUGAUGAAAAUGAAUCGUUGAAAAUACCAGAUGUUGAUCUAAGUACAAUGAACCAUGAGCAAAAUUUUGCAUUUAAUAUUAUAAUGAACAAAAUUCUAGAAAUCUCAAAUAAAAGUAAAGAUUUUCAACCAUUAAGAAUGAUUGUUACUGGUACUGCUGUGUCUGGAAAAUCAUACUUGAUAAAAUGCUUAGUCAAAUCAAUUAGAUCAUACUUUGGUACAAAUAAAUCUGUUCAAGUUAUUUGUCCUACAGGAAAUAGUGCAAACAUAAUUGCAGGUGUUACAUUACACAGCUUUUUAAAAGUCCCAACAAAUUAUAAAGAUCCCCCAAUAUAUGACUGCAAGAAUUCUUUACCGGCAGCACUACAUGGUUUACUUGUUUGGAAAGAAUUUUCUGUAGCUGUUGCCCUUAAGACAAUUGUCCGUCAAAAUAAUGAAGAAGAUGAAUUUCGUAAUGUUCUGUUGUCUCUCAGAGAAUAUAGGCUAAUAUCUAGUCAAUCACAAUGGUUACAAAACUUUCAGUGGCAAACUUUGAAAAAGAAAUAUGGUGAUAAAUUCAUUAGCAACCUUUCUGCACAUGCGCUACAUGUUUUUCCUACACAUGACCAAGUUUGGGAACACAACAAAGAAAAGAUAUUAGAUGUUAACAAAUAUUUUCCAAUUGCAAAACUCGAUGCAAUCUGUAAAGGUCCCCAUUCUAAAUCAGCAAGUAGUGCCAAAUCCAAUGGCCUCUUACUUAGCAUAUACAUAUGUGAAAAUGCUAGAGUUAUGCUAACAGUGAACCUAUGUGUGAAAUAUGGACUAUUCAAUGGAGCCAUUGGCACAGUUUUUGAUAUUGUAUAUCCCCCUAAUAAAAUGCCAACAGAAUGUUUGCCAACUGUGGUUAUGGUACAAUUCCCAAACUACACAGGGCCUGCAUUUAUACAAUCACACCCUAAAGUCAUUCCACAAGUUCCUGUAGAGAGGCGAAUUGACUGUGCCUGUCACACAUGCAAGCGGAAGCAAAUCCCACUACGUCUAGGUUGGGCAUUAACAAUUCACAAAUGCCAAGGAAUGACUGUUGGCGAAGGUGAAUGCCAUAGAUAUAUUGUAAUCUAUCCUGGCACACGUGCUUUUGAGUCAAGAAAUCCUGGCGCUUUGUUUGUAGCACUUUCAAGGGCAAAGUCUGCUGGUAAUGCAACUAGGGAGCCCGAUUUUGCUUGGCAUUCAUCGGUAUUAGUCAACGAAGACAGACUUUGCCAUGUUGUUAAUACAAACAGAGUAAAAGCCCGAUCAUCUGAAAUUGCAAGAAUAGAAUCCUUAUAUGUAGUUAGUUCUAUGUCAUUUACAGAACAAGCACCAUCUUACACCCCGGCGUGCAAGAUGGAGUAUUCCAUCACUGGUGAAAUGGUCAGAAAUCCCAGUCUGGUAUGCAAGAAGAAAAUACCAGGUUUGAAGAUAACUCAGUUGCUUGAAAAGUCUGAUAUUUUAGGGUUGUAUCAGGGGUCUUUCAAUGGGGGUAUAAAGGAACGUCCAAAAGUGUUAGAUAUUUUUUCAGGGUACAUCAGGGAUCUUUUCAGGUGGGGAUAUUAA
This is a messenger RNA of Mercenaria mercenaria, 4155 nucleotides long. RefSeq lists its product as uncharacterized. Gene Ontology annotation, biological process: telomere maintenance; DNA repair. Gene Ontology annotation, molecular function: DNA helicase activity. NCBI's taxonomy places the organism in Eukaryota, Metazoa, Mollusca, Bivalvia, Venerida, Veneridae. The record is from RefSeq and is a predicted model, not a curated record. The transcript is spliced from 4 exons. The coding region runs from base 1 to 4155 and encodes 1384 amino acids.